CGCCGCGUCCGCCCGCCGCCAUGCGGUUCCGCUUCGGGGUGGUGGUACCGCCCGCCGGGCCCGGGCCCGGGCCGGAGCUGCUCGUCGUGGGGUCGCGCCCCGAGCUGGGGGCCUGGGAGCCGCGCGGCGCCGUGCGCAUGAGGCCGGCGGGCACGGCGGCGGGCCCCGGGGCGCUGGCGCUGCAGGAGCCGGGCCUGUGGCUCGGGGAGGUGGAGCUGACGGCCGGAGAGGCGGCGCAGGACGGGGCGGAGCCGGGCCGCGUGGACACCUUCUGGUACAAGUUCCUCAAGAGGGAGCCGGGAGGAGAGCUCGCCUGGGAAGGCAAUGGGCCUCACCACGACCGUUGCUGUACUUAUAAUGAAAACAACUUUGUGGAUGGUGUUUAUUGUCUCCCAAUAGGACACUGGAUCGAGGCCACUGGGCACACUGAUGAGAUGAAGCACACAACAGACUUCUAUUUUAAUAUUGCAGGCCACCAAGCCAUGCAUUAUUCAAGAAUUCUACCAAAUAUCUGGCUAGGCAGCUGCCCUCGCCAAGUGGAACAUGUAACCAUCAAAUUGAAGCAUGAAUUGGGGAUUACAGCUGUAAUGAAUUUCCAGACCGAAUGGGAUAUCGUACAGAAUUCCUCUGGCUGUAACCGCUACCCAGAACCCAUGACUCCGGACACUAUGAUUAAGCUCUAUAAGGAAGAAGGCUUGGUCUACAUCUGGAUGCCGACACCAGACAUGAGCACUGAAGGCCGCGUGCAGAUGCUGCCACAGGCCGUGUGCCUGCUGCACGCGCUGCUGGAGCGCGGACACUCGGUCUACGUGCACUGCAAUGCGGGCGUGGGCCGCUCCUCGGCCGCCGUGUGCGGCUGGCUGCGCUACGUGCGGGGCUGGCCGCUCCGCAAGGUGCAGUACUUCCUCAUGGCCCGGAGGCCGGCCGCCUACAUCGACGAGGACGCCUUGACCCGGGCGGAGGAAGACUUCUUCCAGAAAUUUGGGAAGGUCCGCUCUUCCCUGGGCGGCGUGUAGGGGGCCAUCUGCCUCCGGAGGGAGCCGGG
Molecule: messenger RNA, 1045 nt
Organism: Talpa occidentalis (Iberian mole)
Lineage: Eukaryota; Metazoa; Chordata; Mammalia; Eulipotyphla; Talpidae
Gene: EPM2A
Product: EPM2A glucan phosphatase, laforin
Exons: 4
Coding region: 21-1016 (331 amino acids)
Biological process (GO): protein dephosphorylation
Cellular component (GO): nucleus; cytoplasm
Molecular function (GO): protein tyrosine phosphatase activity; starch binding; protein tyrosine/serine/threonine phosphatase activity
Source: RefSeq, a predicted model, not a curated record